Spodoptera frugiperda (fall armyworm) is the source of this 785-nucleotide messenger RNA. RefSeq lists its product as uncharacterized. Gene Ontology annotation, molecular function: sterol binding. The record is from RefSeq and is a predicted model, not a curated record. The coding region runs from base 60 to 569 and encodes 169 amino acids. Gene Ontology annotation, biological process: sterol transport. The transcript has 4 exons. Lineage: Eukaryota; Metazoa; Arthropoda; Insecta; Lepidoptera; Noctuidae.
CACACCUGCGAUAGAGGCUCGAUAAAGCGAUAUAGUUUUGGUAUAAAUACUAGAAAUUUAUGAAUGAAUACAUUCGUCUCCAAACAGCAGACAAAAUGUACCGGUUCGUGGUCUCGUUCUCUGCUCUCCUCGCCCUCGCGGCUGCCAACACGACGCAAGUCAGCCAGUGUCAGCACACCCAGGCACCUCUGCCCAGCAACACAUACAUCCAGGGCUGCACCAGUCCACCGUGCGCACUGCCGCAGCUGCAGGAUGCCAUCGUUGACAUGGAGUUCGUGGCACCUCGCGAUAUGACCAGCAUGAGAACUCUCGCCACGGCGUACUUGAGGGUCGGAUUAGUAAAUCUACCCAUUCCUUACGACCUGGGCGCGAACUCUGAGACCUGCAACCAUCUGACCAACGCCUCCUGCCCCGUUGCAGCUGGACAGACUUUGGGUUACACCCUCAGGAUGUUCAUUGAAGCUUUCUUCCCAGUGGGUACUGAAGUCACAGUGGAGUUCCGUAUCGUUGACCAGAGCAACGCUCCCGUGGUGUGCGUCCGCGUUCCCAUCAGGAUUGUUUCUCCUUAAUCUGGUGCUUGCUGCAGAAACAAUUUUGCUUCAUCAUCAUCAUACCAGCCAUAAGACGUCCACUGCUGAACUGCCUCGCACAAUGACAAUGGAAAUUUUGCUUACAUAACAUAUAAUUAAUUCUUUAAGACCUUUUAGAACACAAUAUUGAAUAGAAAUAUGUAUCCAAGUUCUUCGUUGUCUUUUUUUAAAUAAAUACUCGCUUGCUGUUGUUAA